This is a messenger RNA of Aspergillus sclerotioniger CBS 115572, 1350 nucleotides long. RefSeq lists its product as uncharacterized. The transcript is spliced from 2 exons. The coding region runs from base 1 to 1350 and encodes 449 amino acids. The record is from RefSeq and is a predicted model, not a curated record. Gene Ontology annotation, molecular function: acyltransferase activity, transferring groups other than amino-acyl groups. NCBI's taxonomy places the organism in Eukaryota, Fungi, Ascomycota, Eurotiomycetes, Eurotiales, Aspergillaceae.
AUGGGCUCCAUAGCCGACCCCAACGCCAUUCCCACACUGACACCCCUGGAGCGCAUUGGUCCUAAAGGGUAUGUCCGAGACAUCUUUCCAUUUCCCCUCGGAGACCACUAUGACCUCGACGCGGUGACGCGUGUGCUCCAAGUCAGUUAUGCGGCCACCAAGAAGCGCCUGCCGGUUAUGGGCUGCGAGGCAGUUCCGGAUGAAACCUCCCAGCAGGCCGGCAUUUUCCGCCUUCAACGACUCCAGGAUGGAGAUAUCGAUGACAUAGUGUCGAAGGCGUUCCCGGUGGCUUAUUUUGAUGCUGAUGUGCUGUGCCGCCGGUCCGUGUGGCCCAUGCCCGGCGAGCGACUUCCUGUCUCUCUCUUGCAGGCCAACUUUAUCCCAGGGGGUCUGUUAUUAAACUGGUGUACGCUGCACUUGGUGGGCGACGGCACCUCGUACUAUAUGUGGAUGAAGAUCUGGGCCGAGGAGUGUCGUCGUGCCCAAGGCCUCAAGAUCCCUCACCCGGUCGAACUCCCCGAGGCCAUCUUCCAAGACCGAGAGCUGGUGAUGCGGGCAUCUGGACGUAAUCCGGGGUUGCUUGAGAACCACCCUCAGUAUACUCUACUGCCAUGUGCUCCUGCCGGGGCGCCGCCAAAGAUGCUGGCUCGCAACCAUCGCACCCAUGUGUUCUACUUCUCCCCCGAAUCACUGGCGGCGUUGAAGGAGGCGGCGUCCCCUGCUCAUGCGACCGGUGCAACUGAUCUGACGUGGAUUUCCACGAAUGACGCCCUAUCGGCACUGCUGUGGAGGACGGUGAUGGCGGUGCAGUGGCCGUUGAAAGCCCUCCAAGGCAAUCCGGUUUCGGUGUUCAACCUCGCCAUCAAUGGACGUCUGCGGACGGACCCGCGCGUGCAUCCCCAGACUUUGGGAUGCUUCCUGGAGUAUCUCGGGGUACCUGCGCCAAUCCGCACGAUCCUGGGCUCCGCCACGCUGGCUGACCUGGCCAUCCUGAUCCGAACCGAAGUGCGUCGCGCGACCAACCAAUUUACCGAUGACCUGACGGCCCUGAUUGAGCAGUUGGAGGAUGUCGAUCGGCUGGUGCCUACGGCCUUUCUGGACGUCCCGGGAUUCAACUGUGUGCAGACCUCGUGGAUCAAUUUCCAACUGUAUUCGCUGGAGUGGGGGCCCAUCUUGGGCGAUCGAAUCGACGCGGUGCGAGCCCCUUCCAUCGGGGUCAUCAAUGGGCUGCAGCUGGUCCUGCCAGUGCCACGGGAUGGGGUCAUGGAGGUCUUAGUGGAGGUGGAGGAGAGUUGUCUGCACAAGUUGCUGCAUGAUCCCCUGUGGAUGAAGUAUGCCGUGCCGCGAUGA